This is a messenger RNA of Diachasmimorpha longicaudata, 2263 nucleotides long. RefSeq names its product 5-aminolevulinate synthase, erythroid-specific, mitochondrial (gene Alas). Gene Ontology annotation, biological process: heme biosynthetic process; erythrocyte development; hemoglobin biosynthetic process. NCBI's taxonomy places the organism in Eukaryota, Metazoa, Arthropoda, Insecta, Hymenoptera, Braconidae. Gene Ontology annotation, molecular function: pyridoxal phosphate binding; 5-aminolevulinate synthase activity. The record is from RefSeq and is a predicted model, not a curated record. The transcript is spliced from 4 exons. Gene Ontology annotation, cellular component: mitochondrion; mitochondrial matrix. The coding region runs from base 140 to 1723 and encodes 527 amino acids.
GCCAGCUCAUUGGUGUAGACUGUCAUAAGAGGAUCGUGACAGUGUAAUUUGUUUCAUACGAGUUUCAAUCACGAGGAGAACAAGUUGUAUCAAAUCACCCCUGGAGCUAGAUCUUGGAAUUUCAUCGGUGGUCUGCAAUAUGCUCGUACGACAAAGUGUUAGGAGAGCCAGUUGUGGAAUUGCCAGUGUUACAAGAGGAAAACUACUAGAAAUGCCGUGCCCUUUCUUAACUCGUCUAUCUGCAAAUUACGUGCGCAAUUACGGUGCAUCUCUUCUAAUGAAUUACCGUCAACAUUGUCCUGUGAUGUCACGAGCAUCGAGCACCCUCACCGAACCCGCUGAGCCUCCAGCUGAGGUCUCAGCCCCAGUCAAACAAUGUCCCUUCCUCUCAAAAGAAAAAGACGCCAUAAAGGAAGCAAGUUCAGCCGUCGAGGAAGAUGUUAUCGACUUGGGUCAUCAGCCAAAACCAGCGGUUUUUCCUUACGAGGAAUUUUUCAGCGGGCAAAUUAAGAAGAAGAAAGAGGAUCACUCAUACCGUGUCUUCAAAAAGGUCAAUCGCCUGGCCCAAGAGUUUCCUGCUGCCAUGGAGUAUUCCUACGGCGAGAAACCCAUAACCGUCUGGUGUUCCAAUGACUAUUUAGGUAUGUCACGUCAUCCAGAGGUGACUACAGCUGCUCGUGAGGCGUUGGAGAAGUUUGGGGCUGGUGCUGGUGGUACACGAAACAUAUCUGGCAACUCUAUGGGUCAUGAGAUGCUCGAGCAACGUUUGGCUGCUUUACAUCAGAAAGAAGCUGGCCUACUCUUCACUUCUUGCUUUGUCGCCAAUGAUUCUACUUUGUUUACUUUAGCUAAGAAGUUACCUGGAUGCCAUAUAUUUUCCGACGCUGGCAAUCAUGCCUCCAUGAUCCAGGGAAUACGUAACAGCGGAGUUCCCAAGCACAUAUUCCGUCACAACGAUGUGAGACAUCUUGAAGAAUUAUUGGCAAGCGUUGAUCGCUCACUGCCAAAAAUUGUUGCAUUUGAAACUGUUCAUUCCAUGGAUGGUAGUAUUUGUCCUCUGGACGAGAUGUGUGAGAUUGCACGAAAGUAUGGAGCCCUGACGUUCGUUGAUGAGGUCCAUGCUGUUGGACUUUAUGGGCACUGUGGAGCUGGAAUUGGAGAACGAGACUGGGUGUUAGAUAAAAUGGAUAUCAUAUCUGGUACUCUUGGAAAGGCUUUUGGCAAUGUCGGAGGGUAUAUUGUAGGAUCGAAACGUUUGAUUGAUGUCGUCAGGAGCUAUGCUGCUGGCUUUAUUUUCACUACUUCGUUACCGCCUACUACACUUUAUGGAGCACUGAGAGCUGUGGAGAUUCUUGCUUCCGAUGAGGGUCGUCGACUGAGGACUAAACACCAGGAGAAUGUUGGAUACAUGAAGUCCAUACUUACUGCUGCUGGUCUUCCACUUGAAGAGUCACCGUCGCAUAUCAUACCUAUCAAGAUUGGUGAUCCUCUUCUAUGCACACAAAUAGCAGACGCUUUAAUACGCAACAAAGGGCAUUAUGUCCAGGCGAUAAAUUAUCCAACAGUACCUAAAGGGGAUGAAAAAUUGCGUUUAGCCCCAACACCGCGUCACACUCAAGACAUGAUGGAUAAAUUUGUUCAGGACACAUUGGAUGUUUUCCACGAUCUCAAUAUUCCAAAAGCCAAAAUCGAAGAUAUACCACGUACAAUACUUGUUCAUUAAUUCAAAAUCUAAUUGUACAAAAGAUGAAUGAGGUUCUCUAGCGAAGCGGUAAAUCCAUUGAAAUUAAUUUUUUCCGAAAAUGAGUAUUCAUUUUACUCGACUCGUGAGACUAUCAUGCAUUUUUCAUAGAGGCGAUUUGCGACUUGAAAUAUAUUCAAUUACUUUUUUAAUGUCAUAUAACGGAUCAAACUCGAUUAUCUGAUAAUUUAAAUCCAUUUUUACAACAUCUAUGGCUGAUGAGCUACGAAAGUGAAACAAAAGACAAUAUUCGAUGUAAUUUCUCUUUAGUUAGAUAAUCGUCUCGCCGAUAAAAUGUACGAGAAAUGUUUUAAUUUUUCGACUUGAAUGGGUCUACUGCUCUGCUACUGAAUGUCAAGGAAUAUCCACAUUUAUGUUUAAAUGGAGAAAUACUUAUUGAAAAUCCUCGUUGUAUAAUUAAUGAGUCUAUACAUACUUUUGAGAAGUAUGAAAAAUACACUUGCUCUAUGUGCAAAGGUUGAGAAGAGAAAUAAAAUAAUGUUUUAUUUGAUUGAAUUAAAA